GUUUCAUGCUUCCUUCCAAAAUGUAUUCGAGCAUUCAGGGUUCUUGCCUUAGAUUAUGGAGCGGAUCUAGCAUACACAGAAGAAAUCAUCGAUCAGAAGCUUCUGACUAGUAAACGAAUUGUUAAUAGUGGCUUAUUUGAGCAGGACUUCAUUUCAGAUGUCCUCGACACUAUAGACUAUUGUAUGGUUGAUGAUAUAGUUUUACGAAUAUCUAAGGCUCGAGAACAACAACGCUGCGUUCUCCAGAUUGGAACAAAUAAUGGUAGCAGUGCAGCUGAAGUGGCGAAAAUGAUAGGUACAGAUGUAUCUGCUAUAGAUGUCAAUAUGGGAUGUCCGAAACCCUUUUCUAUACAUUGUGGUAUGGGAUCGGCUCUUUUGGCAAAAGUGGACAAAAUCAAAGAGGUGAGCAUGCAUAUUCCUGCAGUGCAAAAUCCUCUUUACUGUGUAGGAAAAGCGCUAAUCCUCAUCAUACUAAUGCGCUAUUGGUAUUUACUUCAUGGCACCGCCCCCUCCCCCUCAACAACUAUAAAAAGAGCAAAGACCCGCCCCAGAGAGGAGGAAGCAGCACGAAAGACCAAGCGGCUGGUGGUUUCCAGACCACAUGGAUCAGCUAUGCCUUGCAUAACGUCCUGCCCUUUCCCCUCCUUUUUCUCUUUCCUUAUUUGCCUAUUAUCUCUUUUCAUUUCUGUUACUCAUUUAACGGGUCUCUAUAUUUGCAAUCUCAUGAUGUAAAU
Molecule: messenger RNA, 734 nt
Organism: Strongylus vulgaris
Lineage: Eukaryota; Metazoa; Nematoda; Chromadorea; Rhabditida; Strongylidae
Source: the annotation of a GenBank genome assembly